AUGGCCGCUUCAAACAGCAGCCUCAUCAAUACUAAUGACCCGAAUCAUGUUUUCGCCUUACUCACCCAAGAGAAUCGUAAUAAUUCUCCCCUCUUCAAGAAAGUCCCUCUAGAGAUUCGCCUCAUCAUCUACGAAUAUGCCGUAGCAAUCGACGAGCCCAUCCGACCAAGGCAGGUGUUUCCUCGCUCGAACAAGUUUGAAUGGGGUAAAACCAGUUACCCGAGAGGGGUCCGUGACCGUGAUAAUGAUGAAGAUGAAGCACAUCUAGUAGUUGUUUCUCUUAGUCGUACUUGUCGCUCUAUCUAUCGAGAGCUAGAAGAUACACCCGUCUUCUAUCGCGUUAACAGUUUUGAAUUCGACCUUGCGCAUAAUUUACACGCAUUCUUGGCGGCUAUUGUCCCUAAACGUCUGGCGAUGAUCCGUACCAUUCGCCUUAUAACUGGGGACUGCCAAAGCCAUUCGUCGGCAGACUGGAGCGGACAGCCUCAGGCCACACCGUACUGGAGCGACCGGACUCGCAAACAAUCCAGAAACACUAUUGGCCACAUCCUAGCACUCUUGAGUCGAUGCUGUGAUCUUAGAGAACUAUUUCUUAUUUUCCAGCAGAACGUCCAUCUCGACUUGCAGCCUAGACUCUCUGGAUGGGAUGCAUUGGCAAAUGGUUCUCAUGAAGCACCAUCUUUUAUCAACCUGCCUUUCUUCGAUGUCUUCAUGCGCCUUUCCCUUCAUGGAGAAGAGCUCCAUCUGGAUAAGGCCCUUGAUCAUGUAGACUUAAAGCAAUCUGUUAAGGCAAAGAGUCACAUUUCUGGCAUCGUUUAUGGUCCUAUUGAAGCUUCAGAGGUCGACUUCACGGGUCGAAACCGUAUCGAACAGGAUAUGCAUCUCAUGUCGGACAGAGUUUCAUCCCGUACCAGAAACAGAGACAAGGUUAUAGACUCUUUUGGAGUUGUACAACGCGAGGUACCGAAGUAUAAUGCAGAAGGGGUGGUAGCAUGGUCUUACCGUAAGAUAACAGGGAUCCGUUGGAACGAUUCGGGAGAGGUAGAACUUGAAUUGUUCUGGGCAUAUCCUACUAGGGUCCCCAAAAGCUCUUGGGAAUCAUUCCAUGCCUUCCCAAAGGACCGUCAGAGUGAGGAAAGUAUCCUCAGCUUCUUCAAGGAUAUGACAGUACGGCGAUAUAUACACGAUCUGGAAGUCCAUACCCAAGCCAUGCGUUCCAUUCCUUCUCCUUCGGACAUCGCCAUGUUCGCUGGCGGGUUGGAUCAGUAUCUUGACAAGGGCACCAUGUUUGCCGAGACCACAACCCAGACAGUCAGAAAGACGAGAAUCCGCGUAUGGAAUUACUGGAUGAAAAGAUGGGACCGGUACAUAGUUGGUCUGGAAAAGAAGCUUGCCAGGGAGAAGAAAGAAGCUGCUAAGGCAGCAUAG
Molecule: messenger RNA, 1428 nt
Organism: Daldinia childiae
Lineage: Eukaryota; Fungi; Ascomycota; Sordariomycetes; Xylariales; Hypoxylaceae
Exons: 3
Coding region: 1-1428 (475 amino acids)
Source: RefSeq, a predicted model, not a curated record